GUUCAUUAUUUGUAGGAUUAUUAGAGUUCCAUUCUCUAUUUAAAGUAGUAGAUGGAUAGAUGAGGGGAAUCAAGUAUAAUAAGAAAAGAAUUUUACACACUUACGUGUUAAUUAAUUUGGGAGGUUGAUUUUCCUCGAAAAAGUUUAGGGGUUCCAUUCUCGCCAUUAAGGAGAACACUUCUCUUCUACCAUUCUAUCAAUCUUUCCUCCAUUCUUAUUCUUCAUAUCCCGAUCCUUCACCCUAAAUUCUAUUCUCCGAAAAGUGCACGUAAUAGAUUAUUUGAUUGUUUGUACUAUUAUAUGUUUUUGUGACAUGAUGUUUCAUUGAACAGGAGCGAGGAUUGGGGAGGCGAGCCAGGGAAGAACUGCUACAACGAGACGACACCGAUCAACAACGCGACGUACUGGGGGUCCGACAGCCGGAGGAGCAUAAUGCAGGUGAUCGGAGAGGAGUUCGGGAAGUCCAAGUAUCCGGUGACGUUCCUCAACAUAACCCAGCUGUCCAACUACCGGAAAGACGCACACACUUCCAUCUACAAGAAGCAGUGGAGCCCACUCACGGCGGAGCAGCUGGCCAACCCGGUCAGCUACGCCGACUGCACCCACUGGUGCCUCCCCGGGCUUCAAGAUACCUGGAACCAGCUCCUUUUUGCCAAGCUUUUCUAUCCUUGAUUUGAUUGAUUGAUCACAAAUGUAAUUAGUUAAUUAAUUGCUUCUCUUUUUUUUUUUUUUGUAUUUUCUUUAACAAUUUCUUUUCGGUUGUUAUUACCUGGGUUGAAAGCGAGGGUGAUGUACAAUUGCACAAGUUUUUAGUGAAAGGGCGGGGGGGAAAAGGCGAGAAAUAGAAUUUGAUUGAAUUUAGUAAGGGGUAGUUGGGGAUUUGGUCAUUUGGGACUUGCUUAGAAAUAUCUAGGUCAUUAAUUGGAUUCAUGAAUACAAUUCGUUGAAUCGGAUUAAAUAUGAGAAUUUUGU
Linum trigynum is the source of this 972-nucleotide messenger RNA. The record is from the annotation of a GenBank genome assembly. Lineage: Eukaryota; Viridiplantae; Streptophyta; Magnoliopsida; Malpighiales; Linaceae.